Exophiala aquamarina CBS 119918 is the source of this 657-nucleotide messenger RNA. RefSeq lists its product as uncharacterized. The coding region runs from base 1 to 657 and encodes 218 amino acids. Lineage: Eukaryota; Fungi; Ascomycota; Eurotiomycetes; Chaetothyriales; Herpotrichiellaceae. Gene Ontology annotation, cellular component: MIS12/MIND type complex. The record is from RefSeq and is a predicted model, not a curated record. Gene Ontology annotation, biological process: chromosome segregation. The transcript has 2 exons.
AUGGCAGAUCGCGUCUCUGCAUCGCCAUCCCCCCCGCCACAAGCACCCAUCGCAACCACCCCUGGCCCCCGAGCGGCCGCAUUACAAAAGGUGUUUGCGGGUGCGCUCGCGUCUUCAAUCAAGGCAAAUUCAUAUGCCAAUUUUAGCGCGUGCUUUCCCACACCGGCAAAAUAUUGUCCUACUGCCAUGGGAGGGGUGUGGAAACAGUUGAACACCAGGCUUGAGGAGGAGUGCACACGCGAUUUCGAAAAGAUUCUCGGGGAAAGACAAGUUGUGGAGGGGCUGAAUCAGUGGGACAACAUGAUCGAGGAAGCACGCAGGAGGAAACACCGAGCAGUUGAAGGCGAAGAACCUACGCGACCAAUGCAUACUCUUUCAGCCGACGAGCUCUACACCGCACACCUUGCCCCUUACUUUCAGCAGGCGACAGCUGACCUCAAUUCCAAAUUGCAGCGGACGCAGCAAGAAAACGUACAAAUGAUGGCCACGAUCGACCAACAACGAGCUGAAAUCGAGCGACUAUUGAGCGGCUUGGAUACGGCAGUCAAGGAUAUCGAGGACAGUGUCAAAGCAAUGCAAUCGCACGAAGAAGCUGGUGUCAGCGGUCUAAGAACUGACGUGUGGCAAAUGGAACAUGAAGUUGCGCUUGCGCGGUGA